This is a messenger RNA of Polyodon spathula (Mississippi paddlefish), 5295 nucleotides long. RefSeq names its product protein PERCC1-like. Lineage: Eukaryota; Metazoa; Chordata; Actinopteri; Acipenseriformes; Polyodontidae. Bases 2663 to 3187 code for a protein of 174 amino acids. The record is from RefSeq and is a predicted model, not a curated record. The transcript has a single exon.
UCUAGAGGAGAAUGUCAGGCCAUCCGUCUGUGAGCUGAAGCUGAACCGAAAGUGAGUCAUGCAGCAAGGCAAUGAUCCUAAGGCUUAAAUCCCAUUAUUCUGUGUAUUCAUGUAGCUUGCAUAACAGCCCAGCCCAGAGCACUAUGGAGUUACACAGCAGCUAAGUGAACGCAGGACCACUUCGUGCGACCGUGUCCGCCCCUGCCUAACGACGCGUGUAAUUGAUUGUACCUGCACUUGAGUGCUGCCAUAUUGCAGCUAUUGGGUUUCAUCUGCUCCAAUCAACACUGCAGUGCUCGUCCCAGGUCUCAAUGAUAUUUAGUGGCAAAAAGCCUUAAAAUGGAAGGGGGGUAAAAAGCAAGCAUGCAGAGGGGAGCAGGCAGAAUGUGAGGCAGUGAUAAGGCAGGGAGAUGGGCGCAGGGUGCUUUUAUUAGAAUGAAGGGCUAGGAGCUGUUUCAGGGCAGCAUACGGUAGAACGUAUGCUCCAUCUUACAGCGUUAGGUCAUUAGUGGCUUUAUUAUUACAAGGUUGGCUAAUAAUCACCCAUUAGACAGAAAUUCAUAGUGCCUUGUGCAAGUUCUUACAUUCAGUCAGAAUUACUUUCAUAAACACAUUUUUUGGUAUGCAAGGUAAACAAUAACACCGCCUAAAUACGUUUCAAAUAUACGUCUGAUAGCCCUAAAGUCCUGCAGCAUUUCAAACACAGUACCUUUGCCCUGCCUGUAAAAUCACAUUGUGAUUGAAGGAGCUGUCGGCUUGCUGUGGGUUGUAGGCUUCUGUAGCACGAGUCUGACAGGUUACACAAGUCUUCAGCUUCAAUAAGCAGCAAUGCAGCACACUUUGAUCAGCAGUCACCCGUUCAGCUUCAUUACAACUUUGUCAGCUAAGUGAAUAUAAAUAGCACUGUGUACAGUAUGCACAGAUUACCACCCCUGUGUAUAUUUUACCCUAACCUGUAAUCUUUAUAAAAACAAAACAAACAAAAAAACACUUCUGCUUUUUUUGCCUACAAGCAGGUCUUUUUUAUGGCUUUCAUUAAUUCAGCAAGUGGUGGAAAGAUCUAAUCAUAUACUCCUGUGUUCAUUUUUGGCAAGAGACCCUCUUUAACAACUUGACUUCUGUAAUAAGCAUGCUGCGCUUUUAAAAAGGAACCUACUCCAGGAGUCAAAAUGGCAUGUAAUUUAAUUCGACUCCUAUCUGGCCUUAUCCUUGAUCUGAACCCCGGAUCGGAGGCAGAGUGAUAAGGCAUCGCCAGCAGGAGACCGGUUGGCAUCUGGGCAGCAGGUUUAAUAGCAGGGUUUACAGGAACAGCACCUGAAAAUCCCUUGGCACUCGGGCCAUUAAGGUGAAGUCUACCUUACGCCCCCUUCUUCCCUCUCUCCAGUGUUCCCUGGUUGCUAAAACAAACCAAUGCUCUAUUUGCCCAGUCUACUGUUACAAUACUGCAUUCAAAUAUUUGUCAGAGAGGCAGCCCCGCGCUCUGCUAUAAAUACACAGGUGAGAGGAUCGACAAGCAGGCACAGAGACCAGCUCAGCUGUGCGACUGCUGUAAAACCAAGGUAAGGGGGCGGGGGGAGGCAGGGAGACGCACGCCUGCUCCGGACUCAUUAAUGCACAGUCCUUACAAUAGCAGCACUGCAAACUCUUUGAUGCAUUUUUUAUGGUUUUCUUUUCUAGAGCUGGGAUUUAUAAAGAACAGUAGCUACUGGGUGUACAAGCUUAUUGAAUUUAAAGCUGUGCUCUACAAAGUUUAUGUCACCCAAACCUGGAUUUCGAUUUAAUUACAAGUCUUCCUUCAACAUCUUGCAGAAGUUUGCUGUGGUAAAAAGCACACAGGGGUGUAGUGAAGCAUAGUAAAGCAUUAUAAAAGCAUGGUAAAAACUGGAAGGGGUUGUAAAAGCAUGGGGAAAACGUUAAUUUACUGCAAUUAACUUUGAGAAGGAAUAAUGUGAUUCUUAAAUAAAGCAGUAAAACAGCUAGUCACUGAAUUCAAAUUUAGAGGUCAUCAUUAAAAGCAAGCUGCUGUUCAGAAUGAAUUCGUGUUGGUUAGGAGUCUGGUAACAGUAAGCAGGCAGGUAUUAUGAAUGGAUCGCCGAUAUUUUUAAUGCCUGUAUAAAAUUGAUUUUGAUUGCAAGGUAACGCUUAGAUUUUACAAGAAAAAAAAAAAAAGACAAAAAGUUUUGGCAAGGGCCUUCAUCAGUGGAAUAUUUGAAAAACAAUUAAAUAUUGAGAGAAGUAAAGAGCUUUGCUCUCUGUAAGCAGCUGUCAAUGCUUUAUGCUUGGAGUUACACAGCACCAAUAUAAUUUAUGGUCCAUACAGACUGGGUUUGCUUAAUUCAUUGUUCUGCUCCAUGCAUGUAAACUUCAAAGCUUUAUCACUAUCUAAGCAUCACUAUCAGAAGCAACUGCAUUAAACGUGUGGGGGGGGGGGGGGGGGGGUGUCAUUCACUAGCCUUUAGCACCUUUCCCCUGUGAAAGCUCGGGUUUGAAUUCAGCUCAGGUCACUCUGGAAACCAGUUUGACACGUCUCCCAGUUGACAUUACCAUUCCACAAAACAACCAGCAAGAAAUCCACUGAGACACAUGUGCAUAAACACGAUAAAGAUGUUUUGAUUUCUCUUUUUCAUUUUUCAAUUUACAGAGGUUUUCGUUGUUAAAAGCAAUGACAGCCGGGGUCAUUCGAAACCUGACCGAUUUCAGAUUGGCCUUCCAGCACCCCUUCUACACCCUCACUGAGCAGCAGGAGGACUUGGAGGAGGAGGAGGAGGAGGGUGCAGGAGGCGCUGCGGCUCCCCAGCACAGCUCCCACGGCACCACGGAGAGGACAAUCCAGCUGCUGCGCUUCGCAGACCUCAUCAACUGUGACAUCCAGAGGUACUUCGGCAAGAAGAGCAAGGAGGAGGACCCUGACGCCUGUGAGAUCUACGAGGACAGGCUCUCCGCUGCGGGCCGGUCGGGGCGCGAGCGCUACUACGCAGACCUGAUGAGGGUGGCUCAGAGCAGGGGCCGUGAGGAGGAGGCGAAGGAGCAACUUCCCCAUGCCCUGACAGCCCUCUGCAGCCAGGACAACAUCCAGCAGCUGGGGUCCCUGGCAGAACUCUUCAGCUUCGGGCUGCAGAGGUAUGUGAAGCCGGGGGCCGCCGAGCACGUGCAAAGGCAGAAGGGGGAGCGCAGUAUAUGUGAUUAACUUAAUAAUACAUGUGUGAUUUACAAAUGCCUCCCUUGCAGGGUUAUGUCCUACUGCUUGAGCAUUGUUCUAGUACGUGUACCGCACAGCGUUUGUGUGUGUUUUAAGUGCCGAAUGUAUGUGAAAAGUAUGCCUGGGAACAUGACUGCAGCUCUGUUCUGCAGCAAAGUCCUGGAACACUGGCCCGUAUGCAUACGUAUGAGAAAGUAAAGCAGAGACCAAAACGUCACCUCAAAUCCUGGAAGAGGAUGCGAGAAACAAGAACCAGAUAAGACAGAGCGAGAUGGGGAAGGUGAAGAGGUCGUCGAUCCCCUCUUCUCUUCUGUAGUGAAAGACAACGGCACACCACCACAGUGUGCAGCAGCAGAGAGACCCUGCAGAUCCCCUUCUAAGCAGAGCUGGGAAAGGUGAUAAUGAUCAGGAUUAGGAGAGCAGACACACUGUGUUUACUCCUGCGCCUGCAGUCAAUGCAGCUCUGCAGGUACAAGGCUUGGCGCUGAAGCGCAGGAGAAGGGGAAGGAAAUCGUAUAGAUAUAGGAUGCUAUUUUGAAGGGAAAAUAAGGGAAUAAAAAAUAGCAAGAAUUUGCUCCUUCCUGCAGCAAUGUUUCUGAUUCUUGCAGUCUCCUCUUUGCACUGGCAAGACAGAGCCAGCACUGCUGUUACACUAGCAGUGAGGCACUCGAAGCCCUUGCCUCUGUACAUUUUAGCCAAGUCAUUUUAAGAAACCAGAUACAAUAAAACCGAAAGACAACAGCGAAGAGCCGAGCGCACUGAAGCCGACAAGAGAAGACUUCUCAAUGAAACAGGAUCACUGACUGAUAAAAUAUUGAAUGCAUGUACUUAAAUACUGAAUAAAUAACCCCACACUGGACACACCCUGCUGUCUUAAUCUUAUUUGAAUCUGCCAAACCAGCUUGGAUGGUUUGUCAAUUUCCAAAGGCUUUUUCUGCAAACAUACAUAUUACAUAUAUUGAACAUGGAAAACAAAAGCCAAUUCUCUGAGCAGAAUAAACUGAUUGUAAAUAUACAGCAAUAGACAGGCAGCUUGGUUUGAGGAAGGUGUCGUUCACGUACUCUCUCGUUAGCUUUAUUUCCGUAGGUGAUUUUCAUGUGUUUGUAUACAAGAGGCUUAAUCAGUCCCUACACAAACACCCUUAUUUGGACUGACUCAUGCAUCAACCUUUUAACCAAAUUAAAAAGCUCUUUGUAAAAAUAAUAGCAAACAAACAGGGUGCUUUUCUGUCAGUUUGAUCCCCACAAAAAAUAAAAUUCACAAUUUUGUAACAAAAGUGAAUUUGAUGACAAGCUUCGUUUGUGGUUCAGUGCAACACUCAAACCUGACGACUCCGAGGAGACUGAAGACUCGCUUCUGACAACAUCUUCCAAUCAUAAACUGAAAAUCUGCAAAAACCAACUAAACAGCGGCACUGUGGAAACACAGACCUUUAUACAGCAAAGGUAUGGAAACCAAACGUGUAACUCUGUCUGUAAAAAUCAGCAGAGACGGUCCUAUUGCAAAUGUAAAAGUUGCUGCCCAAACGUUACAGGCAUUGUCUCAGUACCACUGCAGAGUUACACCCAAAGCCCUGCGGUGUGCGCAGGGCUGGGCUCUUCUCAAAGGGUCAGCUGGGACUGUGGCUCGUUUCUGUAAGUGGCUGCCUCCGGUCCGGUGCGUAUGCACCAGGAGAUGAUGACAUGUCACUGUGUUGCAAUUGCAGGAGUCGUACUGACACUUCCAGCCUGACCUUUAAAGAAGACGUCAGAUAAGACCUCAUCCUGUCACUCUCCCUCUCCGUGCCCGUCACUAAUGAUCGUGUUUAUCAUGCUUGCUAAAAGCCAGGGACACUCAGUAGCUCAGCAACCUUGGUAAACGCAUCUGAAAUGCUUGUAAAAACACAUUCCUCUCCGCGUACAGCUGUGAGAUUAAAGGGCCAUCAUUCCUAUUCACAGAACAGCCACGGAUGCAUUUCAGGACUAUCAGAUUCAAAUGCCUGCGCUUCUCCAGUAAUACUCUGUCCUGAGAGUGAAGAGCAAACCACCGCAGAUUUCUCAGCCUGGAAACAGUAGCGUGGUCUGGGCUCUUAUAACAUCUCUAAACAGCUAAUGCA